AUGGUACCAGCAAUGCUGAUGACACAGCGCGCACGGCUCCCUUCCACCUUGACCUCUGGUGCUACUUCACACUGCAAAACUGGGUUCUGGACUUUGGCCGCCCCAUCGCCAUGCUCGUGGAGCGGUCUCCCCGCACGCUGCCACGCUCCCUCACCUACGUCAGCAUCAUCACCUUCAUCAUGGGUGCCAGCAUCCACCUGGUGGGCGACUCCGUCAACCACCGCCUGCUGUUCAGCGGGUACCAGCACCACCUGUCCGUGCGUGAGAACCCCAUCAUCAAGAACCUCCAGCCCGAGACACUGAUCGACUCCUUCGAGCUGCUCUACUACUAUGACGAGUACCUGGGCCACUGCAUGUGGUACAUCCCGUUUUUCCUCAUCCUCUUCCUGUACUUCAGCGGCUGUUUCACGGCUGUGAAGGCUGAGAGCCGGAUGCCAGGGCCUGCCCUGCUCCUGGUGGCUCCCAGUGGCCUGUACUACUGGUACCUGGUCACCGAGGGCCAGAUCUUCCUGCUCUUCAUCUUCACUGUCUUCGCCAUGCUGGCCCUGGUCUUGCACCAGCAGCGCAAGCGCCUCUUCCUGGACAGCAACGGCCUCUUCCUCCUAGCCUCCUUCGCGCUGGCCCUCCUGCUGGUGGCGCUUUGGGUGGCCUGGCUGUGGGAUGACCCUGUGCUCAGGAGGAAGUACCCGGGCGUCAUCUACGUCCCCGAGCCCUGGGCCUUCUACACGCUCCAUGUCAGCAGUCAGCGCUGAGGCCCUGGCCCAACUCGGCACUCGGGGUGGGAGGUGGGCAUGG
Carlito syrichta (Philippine tarsier) is the source of this 795-nucleotide messenger RNA. It is a transcript of the gene CLN6, whose product is annotated as CLN6, transmembrane ER protein. The coding region runs from base 111 to 752 and encodes 213 amino acids. The transcript has 5 exons. The record is from RefSeq and is a predicted model, not a curated record. Lineage: Eukaryota; Metazoa; Chordata; Mammalia; Primates; Tarsiidae.